Molecule: messenger RNA, 3115 nt
Organism: Drosophila virilis
Lineage: Eukaryota; Metazoa; Arthropoda; Insecta; Diptera; Drosophilidae
Gene: Ctl2
Product: Choline transporter-like 2
Biological process (GO): transmembrane transport
Molecular function (GO): transmembrane transporter activity
Source: RefSeq, a predicted model, not a curated record
UUUUGACUGUUGUUAGCCAACACUGCUCGAAACAGCUGAACGCAAGUGGGGAGCUGCUUUGUUGAGUCUCUCUCAGUGUUAUUGCGUGCAUUGAGGCUGAAUGCUUCGCGAAACGCCAAUUCCAGCAACACCUCCCCUCCUGUACUUUCCCGUUAUUGACGCCAAGUGACCGCCGCCGUUCAAAGAGCAACGUACGCGACUCCAACAAAGGCAACCACUUUAGUCGUCUACUGACUUUCGCCUGAGACGCAAGCGGAACGCGAUUCCUGCAUUCGCAAACAAAGCGAUUUCCAGGCCAUCCACCCACCAACCUGGAUAUUGGACAAACGGCUAUGUGGAAACAAUAAAGAAUCGCCUUGUUCACUGUUUCAAUUGUUUUCGUUGAACGGGAGGAGAAACUUUGCACACAGGUAGACACACAAAGGCCCCGACCAGGAGCGAGUGAGAGAUGCCUGAGAACGUGGAGCUGGUAAACAAAUAUGGCGAGCCGUUGCGCUAUGAUCGAAAUUUUCAGGGUCCCCGACAGCGUGAUCGCAGCUGCACGGAUGUGCCCUGCUUAAUACUAUUUGUGCUCUUUCUUUGCGGCUGGGCGUUCAUAGCCCACUAUGCCAUACGCAUGGGGGAUCUCAAUAAGCUGAUGGCGCCCACGGACAUGUAUAAUCAAAAGUGCGGCAUUGAUUCGAGCGUGCUCGAUAAAGAGUAUUUGUUCUUCUUCAAUCUGGACCAAUGUAUUGAUCCGCUGGUGCCCAUAACUGGCUGUAAAACGCCGCAAGUUUGCGUCAAAAGUUGUCCCACGCAGACGUUCGUUUGGGAUAAGAUGAAGAACAAUAACUUUGAGGAUCUGAAAAGUCGCCUGAUUUGCAAAACGGAUGAGGACAAGGCAGCCAUUAGCUCCAAGUCGGACAUUGAGCGUGCUAUUCAGGAUAAUCGUUGUGCGCGCUAUUAUAUCAAAAGUCAGCCCUUUCUCAAACGCUGCAUGUUUGAGUUCUCGGAUCAGGUAUGCGAAUUUCUGCCCAGCGUGCUGUUGCGCACGCGCCGCGACUCAAAAUGGUUGCUUCCCGGCAAUGCUAGUCAGGUGGAGGAGCUGCAAUUGCAGGCAAUGGCACUGACCAUGCAAACUGGGUUGCAAGCGCAGGCACGUAUGGCGCCACAAACCGUAAGCAAACAGGCGCCAGUGGAGGACCAGGUUGGACAAUGUCGCCGCCAGCAGCUAAACGGCGCAGUUAUUAGGGAGAAAAUGAUGCAAACGGAUACACGACUAGCCAAGAUGGUGGGCAAUCUGGUGGCACACUUUUAUAAUGGCACCCACGAUGCGCAGCGGCUGGGCGAGGAAAUAGUCGAGGAUUUGGUCAAUUCCAUGACAGUGGUACUUAUGGCGCUACUCUUCACGCUGAUUGCUUCGCUGGUCUUCAUUUCACUGAUGCGUUGGCUUGCCGCACCCAUACUCUGGUUCUCGAUCAUUGGCGUGCUCGUCGGUCUGCUGUUGGCCAUAUACUACAGCUUCAAACAGUACAGCUUCUGGAACAAGACACCGACGGUGCCGUUGCACGAUUUGAAUCUGCAUAAGCAAUGGCAGAAUCUGCUACAGGAUCCAAAGAUGUGGCUCUAUUUGUCCAUUUCGGUGUGCGUCUGCUUUGUUGUCAUAUUUCUGCUGGUCAUUGUGCUGCGCAAGCGCAUCCGGAUAGCCAUUGCACUUACCAAGGAGGGCAGCAAGGCUGUCAGCAGCGUCAUCAGCACCGUUUUCUUUCCAAUCUUCUCGUGGGUGCUAUACAUUGGUGCCAUUGGCUUUGCCAUUGGGGUUGGCCUCUAUCUGGGCUCCAUUGGCCCAUUAUCGUUCCGCAUGGUGCAGCGCCUAAAUGAUGCGGGCGAGGUUACCAACGAGCCGUGCGUUUGUGGGGGACCCGCUAUUAACUACACCGUGGGCGCUGCAUGUGAUCCAAAGGUAUUUCAACAGAAUUGUCACAUCAACCAAAGGCGCGAUUCCUGCAUUCAGACCACAUGCAGCUUUGUGGAGAUUGAUAAUCCCCCGCUAGUGCGCUGGGCCAUGGGCUAUAAUGUGUUUGGAUUUCUUUGGCUGAGCUUCUUUAUAUCCGCCUUUAGCGACAUGGUGCUGGCGGCCACCUUUGCCAGAUGGUAUUGGACCUUUAAGAAGCGGGAUGUACCCUAUUUUACGCUGACGCAUGCCUUUUGUCAAACAGCUCUUUAUCAUCUGGGCACCCUGGCCUUUGGCUCACUGAUACUGGCCAUUUGCCGGCUAAUACGUCUGGUGCUGGAGUAUAUUGAUGCCAAGCUAAAGAAGUAUGAUAACACGGUCACGCGCGCUAUUCUGUGCUGCAUGCGCUGCUUCUUUUGGCUGCUGGAAACCUUCUUAAGGUUCCUCAAUAAAAAUGCUUAUAUUAUGUGCGCCAUACAUGGCAAGAAUUUCUGCUCCAGUGCCAAGGAUGCGUUUAAUCUGCUUAUGCGAAAUUUUCUGCGCGUCGUAACAUUGGACAAAGUCACCGAUUUCCUAUUCUUUCUCUCCAAGCUGCUGCUCACCGCUGGUGCAGGCGUGUCCACGUACUAUUUUCUGGAUAAUAAUCCGUCCGUUAUACAGCUUAACCACAAGGCUGUGCCCACAACAGUGGUUGUAAUUGGUUCUUUUCUGAUUACCAGCGUAUUCUUUGGUGUCUACUCAAUGGCCGUGGACACGCUCUUCCUUUGUUUCUUGGAGGACUGUGAGCGCAAUGAUGGCACACCGGAGAAGCCGUAUUUCAUGUCCAAGCAGCUUAUGAAAAUUUUGGGAAAGAAGAAUAAGCUGCCGCAGCGCCAGCGUCGCAGCAAAUAGGAAUCCAUAGGCAAAGUCGGCUGGUCGCAAAACCAAAGCAAUAUCCCUUGAUACAUGUAAAUGACAGUGCAAAUUGUAGCCUAGACGAAGUAUGUUGAAGAUGCUUGCUUGGAAAGACAUAUCCAUUAUAUAUAUAUAUAAAUUAUAUUUAUAUAUACAUUAUAUUUAUCAUACGUUAACAUAAGCCACAGGUUGUGCGCGAAUAUUGCUCAUGCGAAAUUUAUUUAGAUGGCAACAAUUUGGGCCGGCUGCAAUAGGUAUUUACAUGCAAUGUAAAAUUAACCAACUUAA